GGGAGCGCGGGCGCCGCGCCGCCUUUAAAGUGAGGCCAGGGGCCGCGGCUGUGACCGGCCGGGAUCCGGGCCUCGCCUCUUCCCUCGGCGCUAGGGCUCCCUGGCCUGUGUUCGGUGCGGACGGAGAAGCGAAAGCGGAUCGUCCCGGCUGGACCGCCGCUGGCCCGGGGACUCAGCGCUCUCCCUCGGCGCACCCACCCACCCACUCGGCCGGGCCCGGCCCGGCCGCGGCGGCAGCUCGGCGCACCCAGCCAGAAUGUUCGCCGCCGGGCUGGCUCCCUUCUACGCCUCCAACUUCAGCCUCUGGUCGGCCGCCUACUGCUCCUCGGCCGGCCCGGGCGGCUGCGCCUUCCCCUUGGACCCCGCCGCGGUCAAGAAACCCUCCUUCUGCAUCGCAGACAUCCUGCACGCCGGCGUGGGGGAGCCAGGGGCGGCCGCGGAGGGUCUGGCGGGGGCCUCGGCCGCCGCCCUCACCGCGCAUUUGGGCUCGGCUCACCCGCACCCCUCUUUCCAAGCGGCCGCCAGAUCCCCGCUUCGACCCACCCCGGUGGUGGCGCCCUCCGAAGUCCCGGCUGGCUUCCCUCAGCGGCUGUCUCCGCUCUCAGCCGCCUACCACCACCAUCACCCGCAGCAACAGCAGCAGCAACAGCCGCCUCAGCAGCAGCAGCCUCCGCCUCCACCCAGGGCUGGCGCCUUGCAGCCACCGGUCUCCGGGGCGCGGGUGGCUCCAAACCCCCCGCACAGCGGCUCGGCCCCGGCCCCCUCUAGCAAGGACCUCAAAUUUGGAAUUGAUCGCAUUUUGUCUGCAGAAUUUGACCCCAAAGUCAAGGAAGGCAACACGCUGAGAGACCUCACCUCCCUGCUAACCAGCGGGCGGCCCGCAGGGGUGCACCUCCCCGGCCUGCAGCCCUCUGCCGGGCAGUUCUUCGCGUCUCUAGAUCCCAUUAACGAGGCUUCUGCCAUCCUGAGUCCCUUAAGCUCGAACCCGAGGAAUUCAGUUCAGCAUCAGUUUCAAGACACGUUUCCAGGUCCCUACGCCGUGCUUACGAAGGACACCAUGCCGCAGACCUACAAAAGGAAGCGCUCCUGGUCGCGGGCGGUCUUCUCCAACCUGCAGAGGAAAGGCCUGGAGAAGAGGUUUGAGAUCCAGAAGUACGUGACGAAACCCGACCGAAAGCAACUGGCCGCGAUGCUAGGCCUCACCGACGCCCAGGUGAAGGUGUGGUUCCAGAACCGGCGAAUGAAGUGGCGGCACUCCAAGGAGGCCCAGGCCCAGAAGGACAAGGACAAAGAGGCGGGCGAGAAGCCGUCGGGCGGAGGAGCGGCUGCGGACGGCGAGCAGGAGGAGCGGAGCCUCAGCCGCUCGGAGGGCGAGGCCGAGAGCGAGAGCAGCGACUCCGAGUCUCUGGACAUGGCCCCCAGCGACACGGAGCGGACUGAGGGGGCCGAGCGGUCUCUGCACCAGACCACGGUCAUCAAGGCCUCGGCAGCGGGCGCCCUCCUCCCGGCCAGCGGCUGCGGGAGCGCGGGAAGCGGCGGCGGCAGUGGCGGCUUCAGCUUCUCCAGCCUCGGCGGCGGCGGCGGUGGUGGCGGCGCGGGGAGCGGGGGCGGCGGCGCCUCCGAGCUGCUACCGGCGCCCCAGCCCACCCUCAGCGGCGCUCCGCAGAGCCCCGAGCCCGCCCAGGCACCGCUGGGCGGCCCGUAGACUGCACGAGGCAGGGCCCCGGGGCCCGCGUGCCGCCCCCAGCCUCCCAGGGUGGGCUGGAUUUUGCGCCUGCUUUGUGUUGGCGGUGGGGCUGGGACCGGAGACGCCGCAGCAGAGCUACCUUGCCCAAGGUCCCACCUGCCCACCGCUGUCGCGCUGGUGCCCAGAGCCCAGGGGGCCUCAGGACCCCCGCCCGAGGACCCGGCGCCGGCCAAAACUUCUCCCCAGCAGCGAGCAGUUCACACUGUGAAGUGUCGGACGAAACAGCUUCUCCCCGCACUCCGGGGGGUUGUGCCGCAAGGACGAGCUGCACUUAGGACGCCAUGAACUUGUAAAUAAAA
Molecule: messenger RNA, 2046 nt
Organism: Lontra canadensis (Northern American river otter)
Lineage: Eukaryota; Metazoa; Chordata; Mammalia; Carnivora; Mustelidae
Gene: HLX
Product: H2.0 like homeobox
Exons: 4
Coding region: 257-1705 (482 amino acids)
Biological process (GO): regulation of DNA-templated transcription
Molecular function (GO): DNA-binding transcription factor activity, RNA polymerase II-specific; sequence-specific DNA binding
Source: RefSeq, a predicted model, not a curated record